GGGAUGACGUCACAUCCUUUCGGCCACCCUGGAGGAAGUGUGUAGGACCCUUUCAUUUUCUUUCCAACAUGGGGUUUCAGACCAAACCUCUUAUCCUAGAUGCUCGUGGGCAUCUUCUGGGGCGACUAGCAGCCAUCGUCGCGAAAACGCUUUUGCAAGGUCAGAGAGUGGUUGUAGUGAGAUGUGAAGGGAUAAACAUCUCUGGCAACUUUUACAGAAACAAACUAAAGUUUCUCAACUAUCUGAGAAAACGAUGCAACGUGAAGCCAGCUCGUGGUCCCUUUCACUUCCGAGCUCCAAGCAAAAUGUUCAUGCAUGUUGUCAGAGGUAUGCUUCCACACAAAACUGCCCGUGGUAAGGAGGUAGAGCGACUCAAGGCAUUUGAGGGUGUCCCUCCUCCCUACGACAAGCAGAAGCGGCUGGUGGUUCCUUCAGCUCUUCGUGUUCUACGUCUUGGUCAGAAUCGCAAGUAUUGUGAUCUGAACCGCCUGUCACAUGAAGUUGGCUGGAAGUACCAGAAAGUCAUAAGCACUCUUGAGGCCCGCCGCAAGGUCAAAGCUGCACAGUUCCACGCACGCAAAUGCAAAGUGGAGAACCUGCGAGAGCAAGCUAAAAAGAAUGUGGCACCUAAAGUGAAAGAAUAUCAAGCCAUCAUUGAGAGUUACGGAUACUGAACUCUUUGUGUUGAAUUAAAUCAUCUCUGACUAUUCA
Molecule: messenger RNA, 711 nt
Organism: Pomacea canaliculata
Lineage: Eukaryota; Metazoa; Mollusca; Gastropoda; Architaenioglossa; Ampullariidae
Product: 60S ribosomal protein L13a-like
Biological process (GO): translation; negative regulation of translation
Cellular component (GO): cytosolic large ribosomal subunit; ribosome
Molecular function (GO): structural constituent of ribosome; mRNA binding
Source: RefSeq, a predicted model, not a curated record